Molecule: messenger RNA, 966 nt
Organism: Stomoxys calcitrans (stable fly)
Lineage: Eukaryota; Metazoa; Arthropoda; Insecta; Diptera; Muscidae
Product: alpha-tocopherol transfer protein-like
Exons: 3
Coding region: 19-951 (310 amino acids)
Cellular component (GO): membrane
Molecular function (GO): phosphatidylinositol bisphosphate binding
Source: RefSeq, a predicted model, not a curated record
GGCAGCUCUUAGGUAAACAUGGCCCAGAUAAGACCGCUGAAUGAGGAACUACAAAAGGCCGCCAAGGAAUUUUUGGGUGAAGUGCCGUCUCGCAUCUCUGAGGACUUGGCUAACCUAAAGGAAUGGAUUGCCCAGCAACCUCAUUUGAGAGCCAAUACAGAUGAUCAAUUUCUAGUGGCUUUUUUACGUGGUUGCAAAUAUAGUUUGGAAAAGGCCAAAUCAAAGAUUGAUAAGUUUUUUACACUGAAAGGCAAGUUCCCUGAGUUGUUUGGCAUAACGGAUGUUAACGAUGAAAGAUUUAGAGAAAUUUUGAAACUAGGCAUGUGGUUGUAUUUACCUACCCCCCUUCAUGAAAAUGGACCACGCAUCUGCUUUAUGCGCACCAGUCUGUAUCCUGCCGACAAAUACACCAUGGAGGAGGUGAUGUCAGUUUCAAAUGUAUUGCAAGAAAUUUGCCUGCUCGACGAUGACUAUGCCAAUGUCAAUGGCAUUGUGUUUAUAGGAGACUUCUCAAAGGCCUCCAUGGCCCAUAUGUUCCAGUGGACACCUUCGUUGAUGAAAAAGGCCACAGUUUUUUCAGAGCAAGCCAUACCCAUGCGUUUAAAAGCCAGUCAUUUUAUAAAGACUCCUAGUGGAUUUGAGCCAAUUUUUAAUAUGAUUAAGCCAAUGCUAUCAGCCAAGAAUCAAAGUAGAUUAUUCGUUCAUGGCAACAAAUUGGAUUCAUUGGCCAAAGAGAUACCCCUGAAAUAUUUGCCCAAAGAAUAUGGUGGCGAAAAUGGUUCCUUCGAUGAAGUUAUUCAGGAGUGGGAAAAGAAAAUGGAUCAAUACAGCGAGUACUUUAAGAAAAAUGCUGCCUUUGGCACCGAUGAGAAAUUGCGUCCCGGCAAGGCUAUUGAUUUUGACAGCAUGUUUGGAAUAGAGGGCUCAUUCCGUAAAUUGGCUGUGGAUUAAAUGUAAAUGUAAGGA